Messenger RNA from Magnolia sinica, 571 nucleotides. Its product is annotated as small ribosomal subunit protein bTHXc. NCBI's taxonomy places the organism in Eukaryota, Viridiplantae, Streptophyta, Magnoliopsida, Magnoliales, Magnoliaceae. Bases 30 to 392 code for a protein of 120 amino acids. The transcript is spliced from 3 exons. The record is from RefSeq and is a predicted model, not a curated record. Gene Ontology annotation, cellular component: ribosome; plastid. Gene Ontology annotation, biological process: plastid translation.
UUAUCUCUUAUCUCAGUCUCUCAGUUGAGAUGGCGUCUUUAACGGUGGGAGCGCUGCCGAUGGCCUUUCAAUCCCUCAGCCUCUCCUCUUCUCGACUCGCAUUCCCUCGCUCUCAAAUCCUCGGAGUCUCUCUCUCCACUACAUCCGCCUCUCUCUGCCUUUUCUCCUCUCCUCCAACCUUCCCUUCAGUAAUAUACUGUGGUAGAGGCGAUAAGAGGACAGCUAAAGGAAAACGUUUCAAGCAUUCAUUUGGAAACGCGAGGCCGCGGAACAAGAAGAAGGGAAGAGGUCCUCCGAGGGUCCCAGUGCCUCCUUCUGGCCCCAGGAAAGAUAAGUUUGAUGAUGGAGAGAUUGUCAAGAUAGAAAUUGAUGAGUCUCUCUUUUCUAGUUAAGGAGCUGGUGUUGUUCCAUUUUUAUCAAGAAUGUAACUAAUUUUGGAACCUUGAUAUUGGUUUCUUUGAAACAAUAGCAUUCCCUUAUGUGAAAUGGAUGUUAGUUCCCGAUUUGAAGCUUUCGCAAUGUUAUUUGUUGUAAGAGAUUUCUAUCAUCAUUCCUAGAAAUUUUCUCACUA